AUGGGGUGGUCAACUGAUCAGAAUCAGUCAACAGUCAAUGAUCUGUUGCCCUGGUCAACAAAACGUGUGACCUCCGUGACUCUUGGAGGAUCCAUGACAGGGGAGUUUGACCGAUCAUUUACACCAUAUUCGAGACACAGACCAUCAUGUAUACCUGUUACAAAGAAGAUUAUUGAAACUGACAAAGCUCCUAUAUUAGAUUUACCUUUCAGUCAAGCUGUGUUGGCUGGAAAUACUCUAUACCUGGCUGGACAAAUAGGAAGAGAUCCUGUUACACUUCAACUGGUUCCUGGCGGUAUAAUUCCGGAAACGAUACAGAUAUUCAGGAAUAUUGGUGCAGUAUUAGAGGCUGCUGGUGGUAAUUUCAAGGAUGUUGUAAAAGUAACAGCUUUUCUGAGAAAAUUAAGCGACCUUACAGCAUUUAAUACAGUCUAUACGAAAUUCUUUCCAAAUGAUUUUCCGGCUAGAGUAGCUGUUCAGGUAGUAGCCGUACCUCUCGGCGGUCAAAUAGAGGUUCAAACAAUAGCUGUUAUUGAUAAGUGCUGA
Molecule: messenger RNA, 546 nt
Organism: Mytilus trossulus (common blue mussel)
Lineage: Eukaryota; Metazoa; Mollusca; Bivalvia; Mytilida; Mytilidae
Product: 2-iminobutanoate/2-iminopropanoate deaminase-like
Exons: 7
Coding region: 1-546 (181 amino acids)
Cellular component (GO): cytosol
Molecular function (GO): deaminase activity
Source: RefSeq, a predicted model, not a curated record